GGCUGCUGCAGGGCAACACCCCGGCGUCCCUGGAAGCGGGGAGCCGGGGUGGUGCUGGGGAAGCUGCGCAGAGCCCGGAGCCAUCGCCCUGAGUCUCCGCGGGUGGGGCACAGGCGCGCGAGCCCAGACCCAUCAUGGCCGGAAGACCUAUCCGCAUAGGAGACCAGCUGGUUCUGGAGGAAGACUAUGAUGAGACCUACAUCCCCAGUGAGCAGGAGAUUCUGGAGUUUGCCCGAGAGAUUGGCAUCGAUCCCAUCAAGGAGCCGGAGCUGAUGUGGCUGGCGCGGGAAGGCAUCGUGGCCCCGCUGCCCGUGGAGUGGAAGCCGUGCCAGGACAUCACAGGUGACAUUUACUACUUCAACUUCUCCAACGGGCAGUCCAUGUGGGACCACCCGUGUGACGAGCACUACCGGGGCCUGGUGGUCCAGGAGCGGGGCAAGCUGUCGGCACCCGCCGCCACCAAGAAGAAAGACAAGAAGAAGAAAAAGGACAAGAAGGACAAGAAGGACAAAGAGGCCUCCAAGAGUGCCCUGGCCCCGGGAGCCCCCCUUGCCCCCACGCACGUCCCCCCGGGGGGCCUGGCCCCACUGCGAGGGCUGGUGGACGGCGCGCCCGGACGGACGCAGAGCCGGAGCCUGGGCAGCUCAGCCGAGUCGGGGCAGCCCGGAGACCUCCCGCUGCCGCAGCACACUCUCAGGACUCAGGCCAACCCCGAGGGGCCGCAAGGCUCCAUCCACCGGGACAGGAACGCCCUCGGCCUCCUGGGGCGGGGGGUGGAGGCCCCCCAGGAGGAAGUGGCAGACAGUGACCGCCAGAGUGUCGGCAGCUCCAGCGACCCCCUGAAGGACCUGCACCUGGACGUCGGGGCGCUCAGCGCGGCCUUUGUCUACGAGGAGUCUCCGCCGACGAGCCAGCUUGAGAGGAGGGACCCGUCUCGGGGCUCCGAGGCCGCCGGCCCCACUUCUGCCGGCAAGCUCCCCGGCCACGGGGCAGACAGCAGCCCGGGCAGCGGCAAAGGCAGCAGAGGUGGCCCGGGCAGAGGGGAGGGCGCCCGCACCCCCAAGAAAGAGCGGCUCGAGAAGAAUGAGCCCCACCCCGUCAGGAGCCUGAAGAGUCCCGAGCCGGACCCCGGGGGCCCUCAGCCUGCCAAAGCCAGCACCAGACAGCCCCCAGAGAGCCCCGGGGACGGGGAUGCGGGGAAGGAAGGUCCCAGCAGGGAAGGGGAAGCGAAGGAGCCGUCCCGCCUGAGAGCGAGCUUGUCGGAUGUAAGCGAGGACUUGGACCUCAGUGAGCACGUGGAGAGGCUCCGGCUGUCGGGCGACUCCUCCGACUCCAAGUCCUUCCUGGGCCUGGACUUGGGCUUCCGCAGCCGGAUCUCGGAGCACCUGCUGGACGUUAACGAGCUCUCCCCAGUGCUGAAUGGAGGCGCCUGGGAGGCCCAGAGGGUGGGAAGAGGAGACAAGGACAGCGGCCAGUCGGGCUGGGAGGAGUGGCAGAGCCAGCCAACGGGAGGCUCCGAGAGGUCAGAGGAGUCUCGGCUGCUGAGUCCCAUCCCCCGUCCCGGCCCCAAGGAAGGGCCGCCGGAGCAGGAGGAGGCCGAGGGUCCUGAGGACGACGCAGGCAGCCCCCUCCUACAGGCCUCCCUGCAGAGGGAGGAAGAGACCCCCAGCCCGCCGGGCACCCCGGCAGGGGCCCGGGAGCAGCACGGGCAGGUGGAGGAGCCAGAGCCGGCUCCGGCCCGCCCCAGCCCCCCAGCGUCACCCGAGGCGCAGCCCACGGCGCCGCCAGUGGCCCCCCAACAGCAGCCCCGGGAGGCCACGCUCCCGGCCCCGGCCCCCGAGGCGGCGGGGCUGCAGGCGCUCGCCCGGGAGGAGCAGCGGCUGCUGGGGCUCCAGCGCGAGAAGCUGCAGCAGCUGCGGGAGAAGCUGCGGCAGGAGGAGGAGGAGGAGAGGCGGCAGCUGCGGCAGCAGCAGGAGCAGUCGCUCAGCUCCCUGAAGGAGCAGCUGCAGCGAGCGGCCCGCGAGGAGGAGGCGCGGCUGCGGGAAGAGGAAGGCCAGAGGCGUGCGCAGCUGCGGGCCCAGGUCCAGUCCAGCACGGCUGCGGACGAGAGGCAGCUCAGGGCGCAGCAGGAGGCGGCCCUGCAGGAGCUGCGGGCGGAGCUGGAGGCCCAGCGGGAGGCCCAGCGCGCCCGCCUGGAAGAGCAGCACCGGCAGGCGCUGCAGCAGCAGCGGGAGGAGCUGGAGGCGGUAGCGCGGCGCCAACGGGCCUCCUUGAGCACGGAGAAGGAGCAGGCGCUGGAGCAGCUCCGGGAGCAGCUGGAAGGGGAGCGGAGAGAAGCAGCCGCAGCCCUGGAGAAGGCGCACCGGGCCGAGCUGCAGCAACUGGCCGGCUCCUGGGAGUCUGAGCACCCGGAGGUGGCCCCAAACUCCCAGAAGCCCACGGAGGAGACGGAGCCGGGACAGGGGGGCCCGUGGCAGGAGAGCCUGGGGCGCACCGAGCUGCUGGCCCGGCAGAAGGCUCAGCACGCACGCGAGUACGAGCACGAGCUCAGCGCCCUCCUGCAAGAGAAGCGGCAGGAAGUGGAGCGGGAGCACGAGCGGAGGAUGGACCGGCUGAAGCAGGAACACCAGCGGGCGCUGGCUGACGCCCGAGAGCAGUACGAGGCGCAGGAGAGGAAGCAGAGGACGGAGCUCCUGGACCACCUCACCGGGGAGCUGGACCGGCUGCACCGCGCCCAUGAGCGGGAGCUGGAGCUGGUGCGGCGGGAGCAGGAGCGGCUGCUGGAGGACACGCGGCGGAGCUGCCGGGAGCAGGAGAGGAAGCUCCAGGACCUCCAGGCGGAGCUCGAGAGCAGGUCCAGGGAGGUCAAGGCCAGGCUGGCUGAGCUGGAUGUCCAGGAGGCGGCGGCCCGGAAAGAGAAGCAGCAGCGCCUGAGCGCGCAGAGGCAGGCGGCGCUGGAGAGCGAGGAAGCCCACUCGGCCCACCAGCGCCUGGACGAGGCCCGGACGGAGCACGCCCACCUGCUGGAGUCCAGCCGGCAGCUGCGCCGCACCCUCGAGGAGCUCCGCGCCUGCAGGUUCGAGCUGGAGACCCAGGUGGACCUGCUGCGGGGUCAGAGCCAGAGGCUGCAGAAGCAAGUCAGCGACCUGGAGGCCGAAGUGCAGAGGAAGCAGGCGGCCCUGACGGAGCUGGCCACACAGGAGGACACCCCCGCGCCCCGCUUUGAGCCCAGCCUCCGCCUCGAGGACCUGCGGAAUUCUCUGGGCCUGAACCAGAGCAAAGACGGCGCCUCCUCUCCCUACAAGGAGCCGGACCUGUCCCUGAACAGCGCCCCGCACUACCUCUCAGCCGAGGGCCAGGCGCUGCGCAACGCCAGGGAGUUCCUGGUGCGCCAGAAGCGCUCCAUGCGGCGCCGCCAGUCGGCCCUGAGGGCCGCGCACCAGCGCUGGUGCCGCGAGCCGGAGGGUGAGCAGGACGCGGCCACCCGCCUGCCGGGCAGCAAGGCCCCGGAGGACACGGACCAGGUGCCGAAGGAGCAGCCCUCCAGAGGCAGUCAGGAGGGGACCCCCACAAAGAAGACAGUGACCUUCGACCUCAGCGACACGGACGACUCGAGCACCGACACUUCUGAGUCCUCGCGGGUUCAGUUGUCCCCGCCCCAGCGGUCCCCCCACCACAGAUACCAGGCCCUGCACAGCGACCUCCAGCGCGUCAGCAGGCAGCUCAGCGGCAUACUGGGUCUGCUGGCCGGCCCGGACCCGCGCGCGCCCCUUCCGCUGCUCACCGCCUCGCCCGCGCAGGCCGGCGCCCCCCGGAGCGCCCCCAUGGCCACCUACCCCGCCCCGCUGUCCGCCUCCUCGUCCACGGCCCCCGUGUCCUCCCCGUGGGCCUGGGCCCCGGACCCCCCUCUGGCCUCAGUGACGCAGGCGGUGGAUGAUUUCCUGGUGGAGAAGUGGCGCAAGUAUUUCCCCACUGGGGUCCCGUUCUUCAGCUGCGGCCCCACCCCACUGAGCAACAGGCUGGGUUACGUGUCUGCCAGCGAGCAGCUCCGCCUCCUGCAGCGCCCCCACUCCCAGGUGCCCUCCGGGGUGGGCAGCAGCAACUUUGAGAGCCUGCUGGAGGCUAACCGGAAGUGGCUGCGGAGAUACAAGAAUGACCCCAAGUCGCAGCUCUUCUCCGUGCCCAAGCCCCCGGCCUCCUCGAGCCUCCUGCAGCUGGGCCUGGACCAGCAGAACAGACUGAACGUGCAUUAUUUCUGAGGCCCGGGGCCCGGCUCUGUCCUCCCGGGCCGGUGGCCACAGGACCCAGCUAGCCUGGGUCUCGGCGCAGACACGGGGUGCCUGCCGGGGGGGAGGGGUGGCGUCAGCCGAGGGGACGCCCCUCCUGAAGAUGCCGGGCCCAGGCUCUCCUCACUAAUACCUCAGCCUCGCGGGGAGCGAGGCCACGUCCUUUCUUGCCCUGACCCUCCUCCCCCGCCUUCUCUCAGGAGCGGCUCAUGUGCAGAGCCCUGCCCGGGGGGUGGGGUACAGCCCCCAGCCCUCCUGGCCCGAUUCUCAGGAAGCCACACACCACCCGAAGGGCGGGGUGACUGGCAGGCCCCCCUCUGGCACUCUUUCCCGCCCGCCGGGGUCCCCUCCGCCUGGUGCCACGUGUGUCCACGGCUGUCUCCCUCACCAGAGCCCCCUCCAAAGGGGGUGUGCCAGGGGCUCGAGGGGCCCCAGGGCCGUCGCUAUCUGCCCCCUCUCGAAAGGUCUCUUUAUUGUCCCGUCUGACACGUGGACCCACCUGCUCUGCCCUGUCCCUCCCAUCUCUUGUCCCCGGUCCGGCAAGAGCCGAGCAGCUUUCUCACCCCGGUGCCCGGCGGGCACGGCUCCCACACGGGUCCCAGCCCUCUCGCCGCUGGCUCGGUCCACGGCUCUGCCAGCAGUGCCCACACUGUGCCCUGUUUUCUACAGCCAUUAAAUCUCUGCAGGUCUGUUUUCUA
Messenger RNA from Sorex araneus (European shrew), 4984 nucleotides. It is a transcript of the gene CEP164, whose product is annotated as centrosomal protein 164. Gene Ontology annotation, molecular function: protein binding. Bases 135 to 4259 code for a protein of 1374 amino acids. The record is from RefSeq and is a predicted model, not a curated record. NCBI's taxonomy places the organism in Eukaryota, Metazoa, Chordata, Mammalia, Eulipotyphla, Soricidae. The transcript is spliced from 31 exons.